Messenger RNA from Schistocerca piceifrons (Central American locust), 3905 nucleotides. RefSeq names its product conserved oligomeric Golgi complex subunit 4 (gene Cog4). The record is from RefSeq and is a predicted model, not a curated record. The coding region runs from base 168 to 2438 and encodes 756 amino acids. NCBI's taxonomy places the organism in Eukaryota, Metazoa, Arthropoda, Insecta, Orthoptera, Acrididae. The transcript is spliced from 12 exons.
UAAGUGCUCGUGCUGGCAGUCAGCAGCCGAUGCGUUGCUAGUGUUGUGUUAUUGUAGAUUAGUUGUUGAUGGUUGAGAAGUGUGUAUUAUUUGUGUGAAAUAUGAAUGAACGUGCAUUAUUAGUUUGGCAAGUACUUAUUGCUGUUUGUAGCACUUGAAUUUAGACGAUGUCUCUACAGUUGGCCACGAAGGAAUCGGGACACUAUACCGAGGAACAGAUACGCUCCGCUUACAAUGAACUGCAGAAAGAGGAAGAAAAAAUUAAUGAUCAGUUGGGAACACUUCUAGCCAGGCAAUGCCACCUUGAAGCAAAAUUGAGAGGAAUUUCAAAAGCACUGCCAAACCUUCAGAUAGUUCAUUCUGAUGCUAAGCAGUUAGUGGAGAUGAUAAGCUUUACUUCAACACUUGCAGAGAAUGUGAGUGCCAAAGUCCGCCAGUUGGACUUAGCAAGGAGCCGGGCAUCAGAGUGCCAGCAAAGGGUGCAUGAUUUAUUGGACCUGCAAUUAUGUAGCAAUGGUGUGCAAGCAGCUCUUCACAAUGAAGACUAUGAAAAGGCUGCAGCUCAUAUACACAGAUUUCUUUCCAUGGAUGAAACUUUGGUGCAGCAAACAGCUGAUGAUGUUGCUGAAGAUUGCACUAAUGUCACAAAUUCUUUCAAAUUACUGCAAGAAGCAGCCUCUAAAUUGAGAGUAAUUGUAACCCAAAAAUUUGAUGAAUCAGUAAGAUCAGAAGAUUUAGCAUCUGUUGAAAGAUUUUUCAAGAUAUUUCCAUUACUGGGAAUGCAUGAAGAGGGAUUAGGGAAAUUUUCACUUUACUUGUGUUCAAAGUUGCAGGAGACAGCACAGAAGAAUUUAAGAGCAGCUCUUGAAACGGCAGUAUCUGACAAGAGAGCUAAUGUUAUAUAUGCAGACACUUUGACUCUUUUAUUUGAAGGUAUAGCGCGUGUUAUUGAAAUUCACCAACCUUUGGUGGAAACAUAUUAUGGUCCAGGAAAACUUCUCACUGUGGUGACAUACCUGCAGCGUGAAUGUGACAGGCAAACUAAACAUGUGAUAACUGAGUUCAGCAGAUCUCGUCAUUUAGAGAGGAAAAUACAGCAAGUAAAUGACCUCAUGAGGAGUAGCAUUGGUGGCACCAGCAGCAAUAUAUACAGUAAAUCACCAGAGAAAUUAGAUCCGAAAGAUUUGGAUCUCUUAUUGGGAGAACUGACCAUCAUGCAUUCAAGAGCAGAACUUUAUGUUCGUUUCAUAAGACGGAGAGUUCUUAAUGAUUUGGAGGUUGGGCUCCAAAAACCAGAGUCUCGUGUUGCAAUGGUUGGAGAACUUGAAGCAAUGCUGAAAGGAAGUGAACUUUCACACCGCAUGCAAGAGCUGCUUGGCAACUACUUGCUGUUAGAAAGAUAUUUUAUGGAGGAAAGUGUUAAGAAAGCAGUUGCUAUGGACAUUGUAGAGGAUGGUUCAAUAACAUCCAGUAUGGUGGAUGAUGUUUUCUUCAUAGUAAGAAAAUGCAUAAGGCGAGCCAGUUCCAGCUCGAGCAUAGAUGGUGUAUGUGCAGUUAUAAAUAAUGCAUGUGGACUGCUGGAAAUGGACUACUGUUCUGUACUAAGACAGCAGCUACGGCAAGGCUACCCUUCAGGCUACCUAGAUCUUACACAGGCAUAUAAUGUUUUGCACACAAGCAUACAGCAUGGCCGACUUCAAGCUUCUGACUCAGAACAAGCAAGAGUUCUGUUCCUGGCUUACCUGAAUAAUGCAGAUGUCAGUACAGAGUACAUCGAUACCUUGCGUCAGAGUUUGACUGAAGAGAUCCCGGGAAUGUUAAAUAUGACUGAAAAUGAAUUUGCGAAACUUGAGAGCUGUCUUUCUGGACUGUCUUCAGUCAAUGGAAGUCUGAGAUCAGUAAUAGAAUAUGGAAUGCAACAGCUAAAGGCGAGUGCUAUAAAACCUCGCAUAAAUCCUUGGAUUGACUCAUUUCUCUCCGUCAGUCACCAGCUGUCUGAGGAAGAAUUUUCUACCUAUGAUGCUAAUGAGCCUUUCAUCCAAAACUUAAUAAUGAAUUUAGAUGGCUUCUUAAAGUCUUUUAAAUCCAGCCUUACCCAAAAUAAUUACGAUGUUCUCGUAAGCAUUCUAACAACUGAAGUGACUUCUCACCUAGAAAAAGUUGUGCUGAAAUCAACAUUCAACAGGUUGGGAGGUCUGGUGUUUGACAAAGAAGUUCGCACGCUUGUUAGCUACCUUACAAGUACUACAUCUUGGUCUAUCCGAGACAGGUUUGCACGUCUUACCCAAAUAGCAACAGUGUUAAAUCUUGAGCGAGUUUCAGAAAUCUUGGAUUAUUGGGGGAGUAAUUCAGGUCCUCUGACCUGGAGAUUGACUCCUACAGAAGUUCGGCAGAUACUAAGUCUCAGUAUAUGCCAGGAGAACAUGCGUCACCUCUAAGGGAAGGAGAUGCUCUGCAGCUUCAAACAGAUGCAGAAAUAAUGGACCAGGAAAGCAAAAUUGCUCAACACAUUAGCUUACCAUCAACUAUAUUAAGAUGAGAACAUCCUACCACAGUGUGUGGAAGUACAACACCCAGUGAAAUCAAAGAAAACUGAUUGGAUUUUACAACAAGCAGGCAUGGCCAUGCCGAGGGAAGUGCAUUCACUUUGUUCUAAAAGAUCUGGAUAGGAAUGCACAUCCCUAUUCGCAUGCCACCCACAUAUGGUAAAAGCACUAUCAGCACACACCUGGGAGUGGGCAGACUGCAGCUCUUACACUGACAGUGGGGCAAAAAAACGAAAUGUUCAUCAAAUUUGACCAACUGUCAGGAGCUCAAACAACAAACAAUGAGGUUAAUAAUACCAGAGCUAUUGUAAAUUUGACAGAUACAGUUUUGGAUUCAACUACAAUUUCAGCCCUUGAGAAAAAGCUGAACUUUGCACCAGUCGCAAGGCCCACAUAGAAAUCAUACAUUAUUAGCAGCAUGGAGGAAGCCAUCUGAGGCUUACAGAAGGAAUGAGCACAGGAGAUCUAUCAGGAAAUCUGCAGGGUCAUCAGUAAGUCUUAACUUCUGAAAACGAACAUGACUGCAGCAGGCUAUCUGAUCACUGAGAGAUGAUACUGACACUACAGUUCUUCCAGCAACAAAGAGAAUGCAAUUUUGAUGAUGUGCACUGAUGAUUACCAUCAUAAAAUUGUCUCGUUGCUACAGGACACAGCCUACAGUAAGAUCAAGGUGGCUCCAACCCCAACAAUAAGCAGGCAAACAGUGGCUCUGUUGAAUAACUCGGAUAUACCAGAAGCACUGAAGAAGCAGCUUUAUCUGCGACACCAAGCCUUUAUGGACUGCUAAAAAUCCACAAGGAAAGGUGCCUAUGUGUCCAGUACUAAGUAACAUCAAUUCACACAAUUAUUGGCUGGUCAGAUAUCUGGUGAUGCUUCUAAAAUGCCUUAUGGAACACUGUAGUCGUCAUGUUAGGAACUCAGUCAAUUUCAGUAUACUAAUGAAUCAUCUCGGGCUUUCUUGGCAAAGCCGAUAAUUUGUAGACAUUGUAAGUUGCAGUUGUGAUAAUUUUUUGACUUCCAUCAAAUUAGUACAGCUUUCUGAGAUGUCUUUUUCAGAUGGGUUAAGCACUGAUCUCAGUUACUAUCUAAGGUCUGAUCUCAGUUACUAUCUAACACCAAUCACACUUUGGUUGGAGUGCAUGCAGUGAGUAACUGAGAUCUUUGCUCAAAGCAUCUGAAAGAAACAGCUAAGAAAGCCAUCAAAGUGUAGUAGAAAAUUAUAUGAACUCAUCAGCAACCUUGAAAAUCUAGAGGUUCUUCCAUUAUUCAUUAACGAAUUGUGCAUUCCAUGUGAUGGAAUGUGAACAUUUAUAUUCAUUACUUUCAAUUAAUGUGCCAUUGCUUUCCCAUGUGCAAAUC